CAUCUACAAAAUAUUAAAGAAAAAAAGAUAGUAGAAGAGAAGAGUACAUAUUAAUGGAGACAUUAUUAUCAUCUAGGAUUGUUCUAUUUGGAAAACCUUUGUUAUCAUUAUCAAAUACAAAUUGUUAUAUCAAUGGUGGCAACAAUUUGAGGAGUUUGAAUUUCAAAUGUAGAGUUAAUGGUAACAAAAACGAUGUUAAUGAUGAUUAUGAUUAUGAUGCUCCUCUUUCCUCCAUUGACUCAGCUUAUGCUCUUCUUGGACUCCAUCCCACCUCUUCACCUUCCCAAAUCAAAGCAGCUUUUCGCCACAAAGUGAAGCAGUUUCAUCCAGAUGUGAAUAGAACUGGGCAAAAUUCUGAUGCAAUGAUUCGACGUGUUAUUCAAGCUUAUGAGAUGUUAUCCAAUUGCAGUCGAUUGGAGAUUAUUGAAAGUGAAUGUUUAGAUCCUUUUGAGAAGCCUGAAUGUGAAGCAUUGGAUCUCUUUGUGAAUGGGACUCUUUGUGUUGGGAAAGGGUGCCCAUAUUCAUGUGUAACAAGAGCCCCUCAUGCCUUCACAUUUGCAUCUACUGGAACUGCAACUGCAACUUCUCAAGGACACGGUGAAGAUUACCAAGCUCAGCUUGCUGUUGGUCAGUGCCCGAGAAGUUGUAUUCAUUACGUUACACAUUCCCAGAGAAUUAUCCUAGAGGAGUUACUUGACAGCAUCAUGAACAUGCCUUAUGAUUGUUCAGCUGAAGCAGAUUUACUGUACGGUCUUAUAGUUAAAUCAAAAUAUGAGAACAAUAGAUACCAAAAGCCAAAGAAGCAAGCCAAAGUUUCAACAGAAAAUGUGGAUUGGUUUUGAGUUCAUUCCUGCCUUGGUUUUAAAAAAUAAGCCUGUAUAUUUAUAUAUAUACAUAUAUACAUAGAGAAAGUUGAAUACUUUGCCUAAUCUUACUGUUCCAUUUGUGAAUAUUUGAUUACAAUAAGAAUGUAAAGAUGUAUAUUGAAUAAAUGAAUGGAUGUCACCAUUACUUGUGUAA
Molecule: messenger RNA, 1020 nt
Organism: Cannabis sativa
Lineage: Eukaryota; Viridiplantae; Streptophyta; Magnoliopsida; Rosales; Cannabaceae
Exons: 7
Coding region: 54-842 (262 amino acids)
Source: RefSeq, a predicted model, not a curated record